Molecule: messenger RNA, 1089 nt
Organism: Dracunculus medinensis (Guinea worm)
Lineage: Eukaryota; Metazoa; Nematoda; Chromadorea; Rhabditida; Dracunculidae
Source: the annotation of a GenBank genome assembly
AUGCUAUUUUUCAGCAUUGAUGCACAAUAUUUUCAGGCUUUUUUAUCAGUACAAGAUUUGGGCCAUCUUUACGAAGUGCCUAUGAAGGAUGUUGAGGAAUUAAAUUAUAGAAAAGUCCUUCCAUCUCCCUAUAAGAAACAAAUAGAAACAUUAAACGAAUGUCUUUGGAUGUACAGAGAAUCGCUUUGGGAUGUCAUCACUUGUUUACAGGCUGUACGCCCCACAUUUCCAAGUCUCCGUAUUGUACUUUGGGGGAAAUUUGGUACUGGUAAAACGAUCACAUUGCAUCAAGCCGUUCAUUACGCCUUUACACAGAAUUGGGUUAUAUUUGUUGUUCCUGAUGCAAUGAGAAUAACUCGUUGUACACUGGACAUUCAAAUGUCAUCUCAUCAUGUUGGAAGAGUGGAUUGUCCAGCUCUAGGAAAAGAAUUGCUAGAAAAUUUUAAACUUAACAAUGCUCAUUUAUGGGAAAAAUUGUCAGAAUUGGUAACAGAAAAAGAUUACGUGUGGUCUCGCAUUGAUAAAACCGAGAGUGGUCGACCAAUUACUGAUAUUGUGGAUAUGGGAAUAUCAAUGCCAUAUGCUGCAUCAGACUGUGUUGGUGCACUUCUCAAAGAGUUGAAAAGAUACAGUAGCUCUGGAAAAAUUAGAUUCCUAGUUGCGAUUGAUGCAGCUAAUUCACUCUUUGGGAGGACAACGGUAAGGCGAUCUGAUCGGAAAUUCGUGAAUACAGCGGAUUUAACACUGGUUCAUUGUAUGAAGAAAUUGCUCAGUAACGAUUGGACUAAUGGAUGUUGCAUUAUGGUUGCUGAUAAAAAAGAAUUUAGUAACCCAAGAGAUGAAGAAACAGUACCACUUAUCACUCCACUCGAACUCUUCGGCGAAGAGGGUAUUGAUUCAAUCGAGCCUUUUAUACCAAUAGAAACUAAACUCUACACGGUCGCUGAAGCGAAUUCUAUCUAUGAAUACUACAAAAGCAAGCGAUGGAUUGUCACUGAAAAGGGACGAAGUGAAAGAGGAAAGAAGGAAUUGAUAUAUCUGAGUGCUUUCAGUCCUUUUUACUUGGAACGAAUGUGUGCUUUUCUUUGA